Molecule: messenger RNA, 1178 nt
Organism: Ilyonectria robusta
Lineage: Eukaryota; Fungi; Ascomycota; Sordariomycetes; Hypocreales; Nectriaceae
Product: Alpha/beta hydrolase fold-1
Exons: 3
Coding region: 238-1056 (272 amino acids)
Source: RefSeq, a predicted model, not a curated record
GAUAUCUAAACAGCAGUUAGGUUUAAAACACCUAGCUAUAAGAUGUCACUGGCGGGCGAGUGCUUUAUUUCCAGGAUAUAAUCAUUUCCAGCUUAUUCACGGAUUUUUCUCGCGAGUUGGUCUGCAUCAGAAAAUUGAAUUCGGCAUCCCAAGCAAAGUGCACAUUCAUCCCAACGCGACAACAGCACUCUGCUUCUCGUUUCAGGAAACGCUAGUUCGACACUCCAUUGCCUUGGUAUGCAUUCUACCUUCAUGAUAUAUAAUAUGGCGCCCGCAACGAAACCGACUAUCGUACUCGUUCACGGUGCCUGGCAUUCAGUCGAUUGCUUCGAUCUGCUCCGUGGCGAGCUCCACAAGCGCGGAUGGCCGACGGAAGCACCCGCCCACCCUUCUCCAGGUGCUGAUUCCGGCACCGCAGUGGGGACGGCUGAGAACGCGGCUGCUAUUCGAAAGGUUUUGCAGAGGCUUUGCGACGAGGGAAAGGAGAUUGUUGUCGUUGCCCACUCAUAUGGUGGUGCUACCAGCUCGUGUGCUGUUGAAGGCCUUGCCAGCAAGCAUCGAGCCGCCGCGGGGCAACACGGUGGUGUGAUUCUGCUUGUUUACUUGACAGCGUUUGUCAUCCCAAAGGGCGUUAGUAUCCUAGAGGCAUCCGGAGGGACUCUUCCCCCAUGGCAGAAACUCCAGGGGAGCUUCGUACAUGUUGUCACACCAGAAGACGUAUUUUACCACGACGUGCCACCGUCUAUGGGAAAAAAGUUCAUCGGGCUAUUGAGACCUGAACCGCUGAAGAUAUUCGAGGACAAGAUCACUUACGAGCCCUGGCAUGAUAUCAAGUGCGCAUAUAUCUGCUGUGAUGACGAUAGGGCGAUUCCACUACCUGUUCAAGAAGAAAUGGCAGCGUUACUUGGGCCAGACUCGGCUGUAUUUCACAUCAAAGCGUCUCAUUCUCCUUUUUUGUCGAACCCGCAUUUAGUAGCUAACCACAUUGAACAAGCUGUUACAGGCGGUCAGGGACUUUUGGGCUACCUGGUAGCUAGCAGGGACAGGGAUAUAUAAGGGAGGAAGCUGCACACAAAGGAAGGGGAGGAGGCAUGGGAUAUUUCCUUGACAUUUUUCUUUUCAGUCAGAGAGACAGAAGUCUGAAAGUCUUUGUUGUCAGAGUCAAUACUGAAUUUUUG